UGACUAAAACUCUAGAUAAUAGUAAAAAAUCAUCUAAGAAGAGAGCAGAAGAUAUUGGUAUUAAUUGCUUUUUGAGUAACUUACUAAGAAAAAAUCUAGAUAAACACCCUGCUGAUGAAUAUGAUCAUGAUCUUAUAGAAGAUAUUUCAGAUAAGGAAACUAUUCGUAAAGUCCUCCAAAGUGAACUUGAAUUAAUUUUUCCUGAUCAUUUCUCUCAAGACCUUAUUAAAGCUAAUAUACUGAAUCAAACGCCUCUAAUCCAGGAAAAAAUAGAAUCUCAAAGCAAUACUUCUCUAAUUAUCGAGCUUUUGAAAAAAUACAAUUGUGCAUUGGAUUGGAAAACUAAUGAGCUAAAAAUUCCUCUUAAUGAAAAAGAUUAUAUUA
This is a messenger RNA of Racocetra fulgida, 384 nucleotides long. NCBI's taxonomy places the organism in Eukaryota, Fungi, Glomeromycota, Glomeromycetes, Diversisporales, Gigasporaceae. The record is from the annotation of a GenBank genome assembly.